UUUCAUCACUGCAGCCAUCCUCCAUCCAUUGGAAUUCACAUGCAUUAUUCCCGGCAUACUGUACUUCCUCGCUAUUCCAUCCAUGUACAUGCUUUUGCCUAUUUACUCCAUCUGCAACCUCAAUACGGUCUCUUGGGGAACUCGCGAAGAUCCGCGACCGCAAGAGAAGAAUGAUUUGGCAGCUAAACGAAGAAAGACACAUCACAUGGAUUUCGUGGAGAAAGGAGGAGAAGGAGAGAUGGAUGGUGACUGGUCUCUUGGUUGUGGAAGCGCGUGUCGUCUUCUAUGUUGUUUGAAGCCGGAUAAGAUGGAAUCUUCUCCACAGGUCUGGCGUAUAAAUGAGAAACUGGCUGAAAUCAGCAGAAAACUUGAACGCAUUGAAAGGAAACAACAACCAGGGUUGACACGCAGGGCCGAAUUGGAAACGAUCGAUCCGGAAGAAGAGCAUUUCUGGUUGGAUGUUAUUGAUAAAUACCUCUCACCGCUGACCCUUGACCCUAAGGAGCAGGAACGUGUGCGAGCCGCUCUGAUUGAG
Messenger RNA from Strongylus vulgaris, 535 nucleotides. The record is from the annotation of a GenBank genome assembly. NCBI's taxonomy places the organism in Eukaryota, Metazoa, Nematoda, Chromadorea, Rhabditida, Strongylidae.